AUGAUGGCCCUUGUGCCAUCAAAUAACGGCGAGAGCGACAAUCGGACUGCACAUAAUGAAAAGAAUAGAAACGAUGGUAUCAAUAGAAACAGCGUUUCAUCAUUAUCAGUUAAUCAAUUCAAUGCAAGACCUUCGCAAGAUAGAACUACAUACGAGCAGGUUUAUCAAAUUCAGCAAUCACGUGAUCGAACAUCGAGCAAUUCAAAUCGACAGCGGCGUGCAGAUGGAAAGACUUUUGUAGUUAUCGAUACUUCAUAUGACAAUCCUCCACCUGAAAACUCUGCUAUUCAAUUACCAUUAAUCGAAACUCAUCAUUCACGACCCGUAUCGAGAAAUUCGAUAUCGAGAAAACGAUCAGAACCAUUAGGUGUUCUACCACUUAAACAUCGACACAACCUUCGCAAUCAUAAAAUACCAACAUCAUCAGAAGAUGCGAAACAAGAACUGCUCAGGCUGGCGGCAUGUGAGUUCACAGCAUCAAAUGUUCAUACAAAUUUAUCGCGAACACAUGAGUCAAUGCAACGCAUCAGAACAUAUAACAGAGAUGAGUAUGAUGAAAACGCUCAUCGGUACGAACCAAAAACAAAUAUGGAUAUGGAAAAAAGCAAUUAUCGAAGUAGAAAAUGUACUCCGGGGCGUCUAAAUUCGACGUACCGUUUUCUUGGAUACAAUGGUAAAGAGCGAGCUGCUAUUGUAAUUCAAUCCUAUUGGCGUGGUUUCUGCAUUCGACGUGUGUAUGAAAAGUUUAAGAAACGUAAAUGGGCAGUUCGAGUGAUUACUUCUGCUUGGUCAGCGUAUGCGAGACGAUCUCAGAUUCGACAUCGAUUGAAACUAACACGCCAACGUCAAUUAGAAUUCUUUCAUAGAAAACAAAAUGAAUUGUACGAAAAUUGGCCAUCGAUAGUAUCGAAUCGUCGAAUGAUCGUCCAUUUACCAUCGUUAGGUUUAACACAAUCCACGCGAAGAAGUUUAACGGAUUUAUCCUUAAGAGAAAGUUAUCAAAUUGGACGUCUUUGUGAACUCGAAGAUCCAAACGUUGAUGUGAUCUACGUUUCACCAGUCGAUGUAACUAAGGAAAUUUCACAAUACUAUGAUAAAUUAAUAAACUUACGAGCAAUGGUUGAACAAGGAAGUGAGCAAUCGAUACUCUCAGCUACCAACAAUGUCAAUGAACGUUUCAAGAUCAUUGUACCUGAAGCAUUGCAUAGUUUUCCAAAACAUAACAUGUGUUUAGCUACGCUAUUGAAAUACAGCCCCAAAGCUUUGAAACAAAUUAAAAGUUUGAUUAAAGAUUGGCCAUGUUAUCUGGUAUCAGGUGUUUCACAUAUUGAUGAUUUGUAUAUUGCUGAAUAUCUUGAUAUUCCCAUCUAUGGUUGUGAACCCGAAGCAUCUUAUUUAUAUUCAACAAAAUCCGGUUCCAAGCGAAUCUUUAAAUCCAGUAAUGUACCUCUACCGUUCAGUGAAUAUGAUAUUUAUGAUGAAAAGCAUCUGCUCAAUGGAUUAGCUCAAUUAAUUCUCGAUCAUUUGGAUAUUCAGCGAUGGUUAUUUAAAGUCGAUGAUCAAUUUGAUGGACUAGGUGUCGCAUAUUGUGAUAUUGCGAUGCACCUUCCGUGCUAUCAAAAUGUCGUGAAAGAAGCAGAAAAGUUGCGUGAAGUUUGGUCAAUUAAAUCCGUGCAAAAAGAUUACUAUAGAAGAAUCCUAUCGGAAUUACCUGAUGUUCUUCAUAAACAUACAGUGUAUAUAAAUAAAGCUCAGUUCAAUUCUUGGAAGGGUUAUUUGUCAGUUUUCCUGUCUCAAGGAGGUAUCAUCGAAGCCUGUCCCCCAUCUAAUUCGAUCACAUCUUUGACAGUAUCUCUUGCUAUUGAAUUCAACGGACAAUACUCACUCAUCUGCGCCGGCGAUCAGCUUCAUGCUGAAUCACAAUUUUCUUGUUGGGGUUUAGUAUUUCCUCAGACAAGUGUCGAUCCGAAAGAGCUAAAUGGUUACUGUGCGCUCAUUGCUGAACAAUGUAAACAAAGACACAUCUAUGGUUAUGUUGAUAUUGAUUUCGUGACGUUUAUCGAUGCCGAAACGGACAAACAGCAUCUUUGGGUUACAGAUUUGUCCAUUGGAUAUUCCGAGCAUGUUUCUCUUUUUCGUGUUAUGAAAUAUAUUACGACGGGACAAUUCAAUUCUCAAUCACAUUCAUUUACGGUUCAAAUGAAACAACCGAAACAACGAUUGAGAAAUUGGCAAAAUGGCGCACCAGAGUAUCUCAUCUCCGAAAGAAAUCGUUUCGCAAUUUGGAGUUCUCGGCUUUAUCACACUAGCCUAUCCGCUGUUCAUUACAGUGUCUUUUUUCAAAUUUGUCGAACACACGGUGUGGGUUUUGAUGUUCGAGAAAAGCAAGGUAGCAUUUUUACGUUGCUCCAAGGAAACCAUCACGACCAUAUCGGAAUGGUUACUAUUAGUGAAACAUUGCAACAGACUUUAUCGACCUUUAUUAGUAAUCUAAAUGCCAUAGAGCGAGAGCUAAUAAAAACAACAGAGGCACAAGGUCAACACAAUUUUAUGUUAGCAGUGAAUGAUAUCAAUAAUAUCUUAGAUGCUACGCAAGAUAAUGUUUCAAAUGUGUCACUGAAUACUACUACAUCUUAA
This is a messenger RNA of Adineta ricciae, 2637 nucleotides long. Lineage: Eukaryota; Metazoa; Rotifera; Eurotatoria; Adinetida; Adinetidae. The record is from the annotation of a GenBank genome assembly.